Cylicostephanus goldi is the source of this 441-nucleotide messenger RNA. Lineage: Eukaryota; Metazoa; Nematoda; Chromadorea; Rhabditida; Strongylidae. The record is from the annotation of a GenBank genome assembly.
UUGACUCGUAAGCUACUCAGUGAACUCCAGUCGGAAAUUGAAGUACUUCGUCGAAAAGAACAGCACAUUUUAGCUUUAGCUGUAGCCGAUCCUACUGAAAAGGAUGUGCUGGAAGACCAAAUAGGAAAGAUUCGGCGGAAAACCGUCGACCUACGGAAAAUGGUGAACGAAGUCGACAAUGAGUUCAGUGAAUUUGCAAGAGUCUGUAAAUCAUCCGGAGAAGUGCGAGUCCGCAAAAACCAAAUCGAUCUCAUAAGGAAGAAGCUGAGAGAUCUCAUCAUUCAAUUCAACGAAACACAUGCUGAUUAUCGGUCACGAGUGUCGGUGCGAGUUCGACGUCAGCUACGAGCAGUCGGUGAAAAUGUCACGGAAGAGGAGGCAGAUAAAAUCAUUGACGCGGCCGGUCACGAUGAGGUUCGAUGCACAUUUCGGAUUAUCUGA